This is a messenger RNA of Nylanderia fulva, 892 nucleotides long. The record is from RefSeq and is a predicted model, not a curated record. Lineage: Eukaryota; Metazoa; Arthropoda; Insecta; Hymenoptera; Formicidae.
UCAGGAUACCAGCAGUGCCGUAUUCCGAGGAGCUCCCGAAUAUAAAUUUUGAUCGCCCAUCAAACUCCUGCAAGGAAGAGAUCCUCGAGCAAAUUUCGAAACUGGGCUGCAUCUCUCGUACAGUUCCCGUUCAGAUAACGAACAUUGAGGAGAGACCAGGGGUUUGUUCGUCAAAUGGCACAUAACUAAUCCGGAAUACACUGAGGAACAAACGUUUAUCGUGGAGAAGGGCGAACGGGGAAGUCGUCGACCCUGCAUCGUGCGAGUUCGAGACGGUUUACAAAGGAUCCGAGAUCUUCUGCUUCAUCAGAAAUGUGCCUAUUGAUCAGCCAGUCACCCUUAGAGUCAGAAUACAAGCGGAUAAUGUGGCGAGAGAGCGUACAUCACGUCGCGCGAACUUCUAUACCACCAUAUAGCUGGGAACUCGAGAAUAAAAAUUACAUGAUCACUAAUAAUGGUAAAACGACCGCAAAACUCACAGACACUAUAAGUACAUUAUUCUCAGAAGGUCCUCAGUUCGAUGCGAAUCACAUCAUCGAAUUCAAGUUCUUAGAAGUUUCGCCAGACGGAGACGACGACGAGGGUAUCGCAUUGGUUUACAAUCCGCAAGGCAAUGAUGACACCUUGAAAAGAACGGCAUCGUUGAUGAUCACGUGUCGUGGAAAGAUUUUCAUGGAUGGCGACGAGAAACUGAUGCGCCUGCCAAAAAUGCGCUCUGGUGCAAACAUUGUGAUCUCAGCCUUUCGGAAAAAUGCUCACGUACUGCGAGUGAAUAUCGAAUCUGAAAACAAAUGCGUCACGUAUGACUGGCGGGUGCAAACGCCUCUGUACUUUGCCGCCCGAUUUGCCGAGUACAAACGAUGGAAUUUGACGAUUAAAUAGAGAGACAAGA